AUGGCUGAUCUCGACACGAUGCACAGCAUCAUCGAGAAGGAAAAGGGUCGCUUAGAUAUCGUCUUCGCCAAUGCAGGUAUCGGCACGUUUGUGCCGCUGGAUUCAAUCACCGAGAAACAAUUUGAUGAACUAUUCAACAUCAACGUAAAAGGCGUAUUGUUCACUGUCCAGAAAGUCUUACCAUUGAUAAGCGAAGGUGGAUCCAUCAUCUUAAAUGGAUCUGUUAGCUCCAUUAAAGCUUAUCCUACCACGAGUCUUCUGAGUGCAAGCAAGGCGGCUGUUCGCUCGUUUGCCCGUUGCUGGACGGUCGACCUGAAGGAACGCAAGAUUCGAGUCGAUAUCCUCAAUCCAGGGGCAAUUCCAACAACUGCAUGGGACAAAGCCGGAUUUAGUGACGAGAUGAAAAAAACAAUGAACGCCGAUUUCCUCUCUGCUAUACCCAUGAAUCGAUUUGGUAUGUCUGAUGAAAUUGCCAAAGUAGCCGUCUUCCUAGCUUCAAGUGAUAUCACGGGUAUUGAACUGUUUGUCGAUGGAGGCAUGGCUCAGAUUUGA
This is a messenger RNA of Didymodactylos carnosus, 552 nucleotides long. Lineage: Eukaryota; Metazoa; Rotifera; Eurotatoria; Philodinida; Philodinidae. The record is from the annotation of a GenBank genome assembly.